CCAAGUGUGUGGACACACAAACCGAUUGGACACUAAUGGACAGCGAGUCCCACAACAACGACAAAGAGACCACUCUUUGCCCGAAAUGCAGACAAUCGUUGAGUUGUGAUAAAAGUGUUGUUUUAAAUGAUUGGAAACAAAACUCGGAAACAAAUAAUACAAGAAUUAGUGAUUUAGUCCGCGAAACCGCUCAACAAGUGGUCACUACUAAUGACUUUCAAAACGAUUAUCUUUAUGACCAAAAAUCCAAGACUUAUUACAGCCGAAGCAGUGGUUGGUAUUACUAUCCGAAAAAGCGAAGAGUUUUAGAUAAAUCAGAAAAUGUUAAUAAAAAUAGCGAAACGGAAAGCAUUGAAAUUAUUGUGAGCUCUUCGGAAGAAGAGGGAGAAAUCGACGACUCGGACGACAUAUCCAUCAUUUCCGACGACUCCAACGAUUUUGACGAUUUUAACGAAGAUAAAUCAGAAGUGAGUCCACCAUUGGUACGAAUGAUUGUGAAGAACUCAUCGACUCUAGAGCUCGGGAGUCUAGUGAUGGUGACGU
This is a messenger RNA of Medioppia subpectinata, 543 nucleotides long. The record is from the annotation of a GenBank genome assembly. Lineage: Eukaryota; Metazoa; Arthropoda; Arachnida; Sarcoptiformes; Oppiidae.